CCAUCCUCGCCUUUUCCUGACGGCAACAGCAAUAGCAACAGCAGCACCAGCACCACCAAUGCCAGCCUGAACAGCAGCAGCUGCAACAAUCAACUGUCGCCGACGAUGGCGGCCGGAGGCGGCUUCAGUGCGGCCAACCGCGCCGGCUCACUGCCCAACGUCAACCAGAUUGGCCAGCAGUCACCUCUUCAGCAGCAACAACAACAACAACAGCAGCCUCAACAACAGAUGGGCAGUGAAAGCCCCGGCGGGCAGAACAACACCAUCGACCUGCAGAGCUGUCUGAACAACCUCGAGGACAUGAAGAACGGGGGCCUCGCACUGGACACGAGUGCACUGUCGCUGAACAGCAACAGCAACAGUCCGAACAGCAAUGGACAGCAGUCGUACGGCAGUGGCAAUCAUGUCCAGCAGAAUGUGAGCAGUCCCUCUGAUCAGCUGCUGCCCAAUUCGCCCUUUGGUGGUCAGCAGCAGCAACAACAACAACAGCCACAAUUUCACUUUACCAAUUCGCAAUCAUUUCAAAGUUUCUCCAUGGGCAUGCAUCGCAGCACCACGCCCACAACUGACUCUUGUUCGGCGCCCACUUCGCCCGCCUCGCAGAACAUCUCGCCUUCCAACUCACCAGAGCUGCCCAUUCAUACCAAUGGAGGAGGUGGUAAUCUAGGGAACAAUGGUCAGCAGCAACAGCAGCAGAUGAGCCAGCAGUUUGGGAUGAAUGGCAACUCUCCGAACAGCUACAACAGCUACUCGAGCCACCAGCACCAGCAGCAGCAGGCGAACAUUCUGCAGCACCAGCUGGAGCAGUUUCGCAUGACCAGCGACUCGGAGGGCGGCGGCGGCUCCAGUCAGACGUCGUACAUGGUUCGUUUGAAUAUAAUGCCUAAUACCAUUUUAUUCAAUAUCUAA
Molecule: messenger RNA, 909 nt
Organism: Rhagoletis zephyria (snowberry fruit fly)
Lineage: Eukaryota; Metazoa; Arthropoda; Insecta; Diptera; Tephritidae
Source: RefSeq, a predicted model, not a curated record